AUGAAUAUUAAGGAUUAUUUUGAAAGAAUUUGUUACAAAGGUUCCCAGGACAAAAUAGACUUGGAAACCUUAACUGAGGUUUUUCAACAUCACAUCCAUGCAGUGCCCUUUGAAAAUCUCAGCCUCCACUGUGGCGAAACCAUUCAGUUGGAUUUAGAAUCAGUGUAUGAUAAAAUUGUGAAGCACAAUCGUGGUGGAUGGUGCUUGGAAAACAACCAACUUCUGUUUUGGGCCUUCCAGAUCAUGGGCUACAAAGUUGAUCUUUUAGGUGCUCACGUUUAUGACCCAGAGCGAAAGGCCUACUAUCCAAAUUUCACUCAUCUUUUGAUCAGAGUCAUUCUUGAAGGUAAAACCUACAUUGUUGAUGGUGGUUUUGGGACGGAUUAUCAGAUGUGGCAACCGAUGGAGUUGAUUUCUGAGAAGAACCAACCUCAGACCCCAGGAAUCUUCUGCUUCACGGAGAAGGAUGGAGUGUGGUACCUUCACAAAGUGAAGCGCAAGCAAUUCAGGAUGGAUUCCGAGAACAAAAUUCUCUGCUCUGAUGUUGUAAAAAACAUGAGCUGCAAGAACAUUUACUUCUUUACCUUGCAACCAAAGACAAUAGAUGACUUCCAGCCGGCCUGUUUACAACUCCAAACUGAUCCAAAUUCUAUGUUUUUAAGGAAGUCUGUCUGUAGCCUCCAGACUACGGAUGGAGUUCUAGUUUUGAUUGGGUGGGUGCUGAUUGAAACCAAAUAUAAGGAUGACAUGGAUCUAGUAGUAAGCAAGGUCCUGACAGGUGAAGAAGUGCCGAAAAUACUGAAGGAGCGAUUCAAGAUUCAGCUGGACAAAAGGUUUGUCCCGCUUAACACCUGUUCAGUACACAGGUUUUAA
Pseudonaja textilis is the source of this 873-nucleotide messenger RNA. Lineage: Eukaryota; Metazoa; Chordata; Lepidosauria; Squamata; Elapidae. The record is from RefSeq and is a predicted model, not a curated record.